Messenger RNA from Lineus longissimus, 5931 nucleotides. RefSeq lists its product as uncharacterized. Gene Ontology annotation, molecular function: nucleic acid binding. Gene Ontology annotation, biological process: DNA integration. The coding region runs from base 1 to 5931 and encodes 1976 amino acids. The record is from RefSeq and is a predicted model, not a curated record. NCBI's taxonomy places the organism in Eukaryota, Metazoa, Nemertea, Pilidiophora, Heteronemertea, Lineidae. The transcript has a single exon.
AUGGCCAAUGUUAGACGUUCCACGCGUACCAGGCGACCCCCACCAUAUCUCAAGAGUUUUGUGACGGGACCUCUGCGUGGAUCACAGGCCCACCAGUCCGUCAGCUGGUUCCAGAGUUUAGAGGAGGAAGCUGCCGUUGAUGAGGAGGAUGAGGUUUUAGUCCAAGCUAGCAGCAAGGAUGAUGUGGAGGCCUGGCUCGAGGGGGAGUCUCUUGCCUUGAUGGAGGAGAUCGAGAGUGAACGGAGAAAGGUUGACGCUCUGCUGAGGUCACGGGGGAGCCGCACCGGCAUGCUGAGGAUGGUCGACAGAAUGCGGGCCAGUUUCGAGGAGUUACGAAGAGUCAUCGAUCGCCUAGUGAGCUCGUACACCAGUCUCGAUAAGAUGAGAGAGUUAGUUCAGGCUGGGAGGAGUAUAAAGGCCAAGAUCCAGGACACGGAGGACGAGGUUGAUGCCCAACUCACCGAACGGGAGGACGAGGCGCAGUCGAUGGGCCAAGCGGUAGAUAAGCCGGAUGAGAAGUUGCCAGAGGCUUGUGACGGCAACCAUGAUGAAGAGAAGGAUGCCGGUAGUGAGUUGAGCCAUGAGAGUCAGCAGUCUCAGCGUUCGUUGAAGUCUCAAUCUGCACAGAUCAAGGCCGAGGUUGCCUCAAUGAGAGUAGGGCAAGAAAAGAGAAGAUAUGCGGCGGAACUGGCUGUUAAGGAGGCUCAACACAAGAUGGCAAUCGCCGAGGCCGAGGAUGAGGCGGCUCGAGCUAGGCUAGAGGCCAAGUUGUGGUCCGAGGACCCGGCGCGACACGUGAGGUUACCCAUGACAGUUAUAACGAGCAGGUCACCGGCUGAGAUGAAGACGCCGCCACAGCCUGAGCAAGAAGUACCGGAUGAGAGUUGUGAGGAUCCGUUAGGGAGAUUGGUGCAUUCGAUUACUUCUUCCCAUCUGCCUAAACCUGCGCACAGCUCUACUCCGGCCCGGGCGGUUGGUGGCCAGAACUCUACUGGAUCCAGAGAGGUUGGAAAGUUCUUCCAAGGUAUCGCUAAGCCUCACCUACCGAAGUUUGAUGGUAAUCGAGAUCUUUACGAGGAUUGGCGGGCACAGUUUGAAGUUUGCGUGGACCAGGCUGAAGUCCCGAUCAGAUUUAAAAUGAUCAUGCUUAAGAACGCCCUGAUAGGACGCGCCGGCAAGCUGGUCGAGAAUCUCGGUUUUACCGAAGCCCAGUACUCUAUGGCCCUCUUUAAGUUAGAUCAGCGCUAUGGCGGAGAGUCAAGGAUCUUGAAGAAAUACAUCGACCAGUUGAUGGCACUCAACGAGGUCAGCGAACAGGAUUUGAAGGGAUUGGAGGAUCUGGCGAACCAUUUAUGCGAUGUAGUGUCGAAGUUAGCAGAUACAGACCAUGCCCAGGAGUUAGUUGGACAGAACACGUUGUAUGCUCUCGUGAGGCGGAAGGUGCCCGUUUCCCUGUUGGUAAAAUACGCAGAGUCGGACACUUCGACGAGGAUAGAUGGGUUGGCAGUAUUCGCCAAAUGGUUCAACCAUCAUGUAUGUUUGAUGAUUGAAAUGACUGACUUGAGGGAGUCACGCCGCAAGGGACAAAGCCAGACUAGUGCUAACAAGUUGGUGAAACGACCAGAUAAGAGCACGGCCUAUGCUUCGACUGCGACCGCUUCCUCCGGGACGACGUCUAAACCAGCCGACGCAGAAAACCAGUAUUCCUGCCCUUUGUGUAAGGCCGCACAUCACAUCGUCAAGUGUGACAGAUGGACACCUACUACUACUAGCCAACGUUGGGACAUUGCUAAGGAGAAGGCCCUGUGCUAUAGAUGUCUGUGUAGCAACCAUAUGGGCAAGGAUUGCCAGAAGGGAUCCCGCAAGUGUGGGAUUGACGGCUGUCAGAAGAACCAUCAUCGUCACUUGCACAGAAGGAAGCCGAAGACAGAUGUGUUGGUCGAGCCUAAAGACCAUACCAACAACAUGUUUGGAGUCACCAAGGAUGGAAGAGUUUAUCCAAGCAAGGUCGCCCUACGAGUCAUCCCAGUUUAUGUAGUUGGGAGUCGAGGACAACGUCAACGACUGAACGCGCUGUUGGAUGAUGGCUCAGAUUCAACAUAUAUAACCAGAUCUGCAGCAGAAGCCUUAAACACCCCUGUGCAGGAACAUGCCUUGAGUGUAUCUACUUUAACUGACCCUAAGAAGUCCCUACGUAGUGGCCUGGCGGUGAUGACGAUCAAAAGCUUGAGCGGCGAGAUAACGGCCAAGGUGGGAGCGCGAGUUCUUGACAGGUUGUGUGAGAAUCUACCGCCGCAAAAUUGGCAGCAUCUACGAGAUCGAUGGUCUCAUUUGAAGGGAAUCGAGUUCCCAAGAGUGGAUGGGUGCAAGACCGUCGAUAUUUUAAUUGGUGCUGAUCACCCGGAAUUGACGUUAGCAUUGGAGGAGCGACCGGGCCAACUGGGAGAGCCGGUGGCAAGGCUGACACCUCUGGGAUGGACAUGCACAGGGUCCAUUGAGGUGGUCACUCCUUUGACCAGCAAUUCUGUUACGACUGCAAAUACUUAUUCAACAAUUACGGAUCGUCAGUUGGACGAGAGCCUCCGAUCAUUGUGGAACAUGGAUGUGUUCACAACUACAUCAGAGUCCAACUUCACUCCAGAAGAGCGGGCGAUCAUCAAGAGGACUGAGGCCUCCAAGGUGUACACAGACAAUCGCUAUGAAGUUUCGAUUCCGUGGGUUGGCGACACCCCUGACUUACCAAACAACUUUCAGGAAGCUCGGCGCCGCCUGUUGUCUAUAGAGCGUACUCUCCUCAAGAAACCACACUUAGCCAAAAAGUACUGCGACGGGAUGAGGCAGAAUAUCCAGAAGGGGUAUCUGCAAGAGAUUGAAGCUGCUAAUGCCGAAGGGGGUUGGUAUUUGCCACAUUUCCCAGUCGUACGGGAGGAUAAAGAGACUACAAAGGUCCGAAUCGUCUUCGACUCAGCCGCCAAGUGCCAGGGGGUCUCACUCAACGAUGCGAUGUUGGCAGGACCCAAGCUGCAGCGAGACAUUUUUGACAUUUUAGCACGGUUUCGACGAGGUCCAGUGGGGCUGAUUGGAGAUAUCAAGGAGAUGUUCAGCCAGGUGAUGUUGAACCCUAAGGAUCGGGCGUAUCAUCGAAAUUUAUGGAGAGAUUUGGACUUGACAGCUCCCAUCAAGAUCUACGAGUCAACUCGAGUGACUUUCGGAGACAAGGCGUCUCCUUUUUUGGCCCAGUAUGUCCUGCAGAGUCACGCACGAGCUCAUCAAGAUGAGUACCCAGAGGGAGCCAGAGUGUGUCAGGAGAAUACUUAUAUGGAUGACGCCAUUGACUCUCAACCAGACACCGCUGCCACUAUCAAGUUGAGAUGUGAGCUGAGCGCCCUUUUGCUUAAGGCAGGGUUUUUCAUCCGCCGUUGGUGUAGUAAUGAGUCAGAAGUAUUGGAGGGUGUACCCCGUGAGGACUGUGCAGCAGGCAUUGUGGACUUGCAGGACUCCACUUUGAUGCCGAGCGUUAAGACACUGGGAAUCAAGUGGAACGCAGCGACAGAUAUGUUAGAGUUCUCCACCCAAAACAUCGCGCCACCGGCAGUAAUGACUAAGAGAACACUCUUGAGUCGUGUUGCUACGUUGUUCGACCCUUUGCAAUGGCUGUCACCCUUCACCAUUCGUGUCAAGAUCGUUCUUCAGCAGUCAUGGGUGCUUGGACUGACGUGGGAUGAGCCCCUUCCCUCAGGAAUGAUUGCUGAAGCCAGAGAUUGGUUUGCUGAGCUGAAGAAGAUCGAAGGCAUCUCAAUACCGAGGUGCUACUUCCGCACACAGCCUGACAGCGAGAUUACUCUUCAUACCUUCAGUGAUGCCUCUUCAAAAGCAUAUGCCGCCGUCACGUACAUCCGUCAGCAGAAGGCAGAUGGCGGGGUGAACCUUGCGUUGGUGGCGUCAAAGGCUAGGGUCGCUCCAUUGAAGAUAGUGAGCAUCCCAAGACUGGAAUUAAUGGCAGCUGUUCUCGGUCAUCGUCUCACCCAGAAGAUAACCAACGUUUUGAAGUAUUCUAUGAUGAACGUGACGUAUUGGACUGACAGUAUGGAUGUGGUGCACUGGGUUCGCAGCCAGUCACGUCAGUUCAAAACAUUUGUAGCCAACAGAGUAUCAGACUUGCAAUCCGAUUCCCUGCCGAGUCAAUGGCGGUUCGUACCUGGAGUGGUGAACCCGGCAGACGUAGCGACCAGGGGCAUGACAGCAAGGGAGUUCACUUCCAAGAAUGUAUGGUUUGACGGACCCGACUUUUUGUAUGCUGAUGAGGAUUGUUGGCCGGAAACCCCGAUGGGAACCAAGAGUGCAGAGGCGGAGGGAGAGACUUCUAGAUCCUAUGUUCACGUUACCGUGUCUGGACCGGAGCGCACGAUAGUAAUAAAUUUUUCAAAGUUCUCCACCUGGAUCCGUCUGGUCCGAGUCACGAUGUGGGUAUUGAGGUUCAUCGACUGCUUAAGAGUCAAGGCAAAGAGAGUAAGAGGGGAGAAGUUGGCUUCGGAGGCAGAUAGAUCUUCCUUUAACUGGUUUCUACACGCAGAGACGGUGUUGCUUCAGGCGGUACAGAGAGAGAGUUUUACGGAAACGAUAGAGGCCCUGAGAUCAGGGCAGGGUUGCCGACGGAGUCGUCUACAGAAUUUGUCUCCGUUUCUGGAUGAGAAUGGUAUCUUGAGAGUUGGCGGCAGACUUCAGCACUCGUCAUUGCCGUAUGAUGCACGUCAUCCGAUCAUUCUUCCAAGCCAGCAUCACUUGUCAACCUUGAUCAUUCGACGAGCCCAUUCAACUGCCGGACAUUCCAGAGGGGUGAACGCUGUCUUGGCUGAGAUCCGCCAGCGUUUCUGGAUUGUUCAGGGGCGGGAGAUGGUGAAGAGGGUAGCAUACGAAUGCUUUUUCUGUCGACGACGUAAGGGAUCACAUGCCUCCCAGAUCAUGGCGCCGCUGCCCACGUCACGUGUGAUGCAGUCUUUGCGAGCCUUCAGUUACUGCGGUGUGGACUACGCUGGGCCAUUUAUCACCAAGAUAACUCGGAGAGUUACUGCCAAGAGGUACCUAUGUCUUUUCACCUGUAUGCAGACGCGUGGAGUUCAUUUGGAGAUGGCGUACUCCAUGGAGACGGAUGGGUUUCUUCUCGCCUUUUCACGAAUGGUUGCACGCCGGGGAAAGCCAGCAGAGGUAGUCAGUGACAACGGCAGCAAUUUUGUUGGAGCAGAGCGAGUCCUUCGAGAGUUAGUUCAAGGGUUGGAACAAGAACGAAUCCUAGAGUCCGCAACCAAUCAGGGCAUCAAGUGGAGGUUUAACCCGCCAUACGGGUCACACCAUGGUGGUGUGUUCGAAUCACUUAUUAAGUCUGCCAAGCGGUCACUUUAUGCAAUUUUUGGUGAAGCCCACCUUACUGAUGAGGAACUACUGACGGCGAUCGUGGAGGUGGAGGGGCUCUUAAACUCUCGCCCCCUGGCAUACUGCAGUUCCGACCCAUGUGAUGAGGAGGUGUUAACACCAAACCAUUUUCUGGUUGUGCAGUGUGGUGGUCCUCUAGCGCCUCAACGAAUAGAGGAACUGCCGUUCAACCCGAGGAAUCGUUGGCGAGUCGUUCAAAGUUUGCUGGGCAAGUUUUGGACACGAUGGUCCAAGGAGUACCUAUCCAUCCAGCAGCCAAGAGGGAAAUGGGUGACUCCUCAACCGGACUUGAGCAUUGGAGAUGUUGUUGUCAUGCAGGAAUCUAGCAAGAUACGUAGCAGUUGGCCAUUGGCACGUGUAGUCGAGGUUUUUCCCAGUAGUGAUAGUCAUACACGAACAGUGAAGGUCCUUUCGAGAGGAAAGGAGUAUAUCAGACCGAUCACGAGAUUAGUUCCGUUGGUCGUUUCAAGAGAUAAUUUGGAAGUGACCCGGACAGACUAG